Molecule: messenger RNA, 2814 nt
Organism: Coffea arabica (coffee)
Lineage: Eukaryota; Viridiplantae; Streptophyta; Magnoliopsida; Gentianales; Rubiaceae
Product: receptor-like protein EIX2
Molecular function (GO): protein binding
Source: RefSeq, a predicted model, not a curated record
AUGAUCAAAUUCACUCCAUUCAUUGUGUUAUGGUUUGUCUUUUUGGCAGAUAGGAUUGGUCUUAGUCUUCACGCAGGAGCAUAUUCAAAUGUUAGCUGUUUUGAGAGCGAGCGAAAAGCUCUCAUCGAGUUUAAGAAAGGUCUAAUUGAUAAAUCAAAUCGUUUGGCUUCCUGGACCGGAGAAGAUUGUUGCUCAUGGGAAGGAGUUGGAUGCAGCAGGAACACUCGGCACGUGAUAAAACUUGAUCUGCAUAAUAAUAUUGUUUUUGAUUUUGAUCGAUUGAUCUAUGGGGACAAGCAGAAUUAUGUCUCUAUCUAUGGUGAAACGUGCUUGGGAGGCCAGAUAAGUCCUUCGUUAGUGAACCUGCAGCAUCUGCAUUACUUGGAUUUAAGCUCGAAUUAUUUUGCAGGAAUUCAAAUCCCAGAAUUUAUAGGAUCCUUGAAAAACUUGAGAUAUCUCAACCUUUCUAGUGCAGGUUUCAAUGGGGCAAUUCCUCCCCAGUUAGGAAAUCUCUCAGCCUUAGAAUAUCUGGAUCUUGGUGAAAAAUCCGAAGGUUUUAGUGCUUCGAUAAGUCUUCAUUCUUUGUCGACAAAGAGUCUCCGGUGGAUCGCUCGUCUUUCUUCCUUGAAACAUUUGGACCUCACUAGCGUGGACCUAGGAGAGGCUCGAGACUGGUUACAAGCACUUAACAAGCUUCAUUUCUUAACCUCAUUAACAUUACAAUCCUGUCGUAUUUAUUCCUUUCCUCAUAUUGGACACCCUAAUUUCACAUCUCUUACCUCACUUGAUCUCGAAAGCAAUGACUUUAACUCCACAAUCCCUCUCUGGUUGUUUAAUUUGACUUCACUCGUUCAUCUCGAUCUCAGUUCCAAUAGUUUUUUUGGUCCAAUAGUUCCUAAUAACCUUCAGCACUGGACUUCACUAAGCUACCUCGAUCUCAGCAGCAAUCAAUUCAAUACUUCACUGCCCGAUCCACUUUUCACUUUGAACAAUCUCGUCCAUUUGGACAUCAGUUAUAACCAAAUCCAAGGCUCACUCCCCUUCGGCCUAGGCAACCUAACUUCUCUUUUAGUACUGCAUAUGGCAGCUAACAAAUUUGAAGGCAAAAUCCCAAGUGCGAUUGGGCAACUUCGAGAACUCACCGAACUCCAUCUCAGUUAUAAUGGGUUCAAUGGUAGCAUUCCAUCCUCUCUUUGGAGGCUGAGUGAGUUGAAAUCCUUGUGUCUAUCUGGCAAUCCAUUGAACGGAGAGCUGCGUGACAUUCACUUUGCCAAACUCGCACAACUGAAACAAUUACGCUUAUCCUCCUUACCUGUACUUGCUCUGAAUAUGAGUUCCUCGUGGGUCCCACCAUUCCAGCUUCAAGAUAUAGAGAUGCGUUCCAUGAAGAUAGGGCCCAAAUUUCCUCUCUGGCUUCAAACUCAGAAAAAGGUCGAAUAUCUAGACAUGUCAAAUGCAAGCAUCUCAGAUACUAUCCCAGAUUGGUUUGAGAGAGUGUGUCAUGGUAUAAAAUCUGUGUAUUUCGCCAACAAUUACAUCACAGGGAAACCACCUGUGUGCAAAGGAAACAGUGGUCUUAAAUAUCACGCACAAUUUUUUUUGGAGUCCAACCAAUUUGAGGGGCCUUUGCAAUUGUUACCAACAAACAUUUAUCGAUUGCAUCUCCAAAAUAACUCACUGCAAGGGAUUAUUCCACAGCCCGACAUUAAAAAUAACGUGACAUUGGAUAUUCUUCGAGUACUAGAUCUCAGUGAUAACCACUUCAGUGGCAGCAUCCCUGAUUCUUUGUGCAGCUUACAAAUGCUUGUUGUCCUGGAUCUUUCUAACAACCAGCUCUCCAGAAGGAUCCCCUCAUGCAUUGGGAUUGUCCCAUUCGCGCUCAGACAUCUGAAAAAAUUGCAAUAUCUUAAUCUUGGAAAUAAUGGACUGGAGGGCAUUAUACCAGCAUGGAUUGGGGAUGAACUAUCUAGUUUGAGGUUCCUUGUGCUUGAAUCUAAUAAUUUCCAUGGUGACAUUUCCAUCAGCCUCUACAAAUUAUCAUCCCUUCAGGUUUUAAAUUUGAAAGACAACUACUUAACUGGACAUAUACCUCGCUGUUUUAACAACUUUACAGCAAUGACAUUGAUAGAAUUGGACCCUACAGGUACUGUCUAUAUUGAAGAACUUUCAGUUUUCAUCAAAGGUGGAAUGUUGAAGUACACCUCAAGGAAUGUGGCAUAUGUUAGAUUCAUGGGGCUUUCAGGAAACAAACUAAGUGGGGAAAUACCUGCCAAGUUAAUGUCUCUUGUUGGAUUGCAGGGUUUGGAUUUAUCUAGGAACCAUCUAAGUGGACGAAUCCCAGAAAACAUUGGGAAGUUGAACCAACUUGAGUCUCUAGAUUUAUCCAAAAAUGACCUUUUUGGUCCAAUUCCCCAAAGUUUGUCGAACUUGGAUUCUAUGGGCUGGCUGAACUUGUCGUUCAACAAGCUAACCGGUCGAAUUCCAUCCGGACGUCAUCUACAGACAUUUGACGACCCAACCAUUUACAUGGGAAAUAGUGGACUUUGUGGUGAACCCCUAGACAAAAGCUGCCCUGAUGAAUCUGAUGGUAAAUCAAAUGCCGGAGAGUCUGAUGGUGAUCAUGAAGAUGGCAAGGAGUCUUAUUUUUAUUGGUUUUAUGCUGGUUUGGGACCUGGUUUUGCUGUUGGACUCAUUGGAUUCUUCAGUGUCCUAUGUUUCAAGAAGUCAUGGCGCUAUGCAUACUUCGGAUUUCUGGAGAACUUGUUGAAUAAAGUAUCAGUAGAAAUUGAAUUGCUAAAAAGGAAGUUUGAUUGA